Molecule: messenger RNA, 2020 nt
Organism: Marmota monax (woodchuck)
Lineage: Eukaryota; Metazoa; Chordata; Mammalia; Rodentia; Sciuridae
Gene: Plekhb1
Product: pleckstrin homology domain containing B1
Exons: 8
Coding region: 193-867 (224 amino acids)
Biological process (GO): regulation of cell differentiation
Cellular component (GO): membrane
Source: RefSeq, a predicted model, not a curated record
CGGGGCCCCGGGGCCUCUAGGUCCCGGGCGAAGCCUGGCAGUGAAAUGCCCCAGGCUCUCUGAGGCGCACAAAGCGCAGGCUCAGCGGGUUGGGUGGCAGCUGCAUCGAGUAGCGCUGGUUUUGGCAGCAGCAUCCACAACAGGUGUAGACAGGUCCCGCCUGACUCCAUCCUGGAAAGUCCCUUUGAAGAAAUGGCCCUGGUGAGGGGCGGCUGGCUGUGGAGACAGAGCUCCAUCCUCCGCCGCUGGAAGCGAAACUGGUUUGCACUAUGGCUGGAUGGGACGCUGGGCUACUACCAUGAUGAGACAGCGCAGGACGAGGAAGACCGUGUGCUCAUCCAGUUCAAUGUCCGUGACAUAAAGAUCGGCCAAGAGUGUCAUGAUAUACAGCCCCCAGAGGGCCGGAGCCGAGAUGGCCUGCUGACCGUGAACCUGCGGGAGGGCUCCCGCCUGCACCUGUGCGCAGAGACUAGGGAUGAUGCUGUAGCAUGGAAGACGGCAUUGCUGGAGGCGAACUCCACUCCGGCCCCAGCUGGAGCCCCCGUCCCACUCAGGAGCCGCCGGGUUUGCCCCAAGGUCAGGUGUGUGACCCGAUCGUGGAAUCCCUGUAAGGUUGAGAGGCGAAUCUGGGUGCGCGUCUACAGCCCGUACCAGGACUACUACGAGGUGGUGCCCCCCAACGCGCAUGAGGCCACGUAUGUCCGCAGCUACUACGGGCCGCCCUACGCAGGCCCCGGCGUGACGCACGUAAUAGUGCGGGAGGAUCCCUGCUACAGUGCUGGCGCCCCGCUGGCCAUGGGCAUGCUUGCCGGAGCCGCCACCGGCGCUGCACUGGGCUCACUUAUGUGGUCGCCCUGCUGGUUCUGAGUCAUGGGACUGGAUCGCUGGACCCUGCGCUUAGACCGCUAAACCCCUUUUCCUCCUGGACCCCACCCUCUACCCUCCAAGCCAAAUGAGCCCUUUCCUCUCCUUUAGCCCUUUUUGGGCUUGGACCAUCCCUCCCACUCCUUACCCUCACCCCACGCCCACCCAUCGGAAGAAGUUAACAUCUUCAGCACAAACGUGGUUCUACUGCUAGACAUCCCAGAAAUCCCUUAUAGACACCUAUAUUUCAUCUAACUACACGAAGACAGUAAAUAUAACUUUCAUUUGGCUUCAAGUUCUUCAGGUGCUGGAAAGAGAACGCGUGUUGCACGCUCUGCUGUCUUUAGGGGCAGCUCCAGGCCUAGUGGGAAAACAGGAGUAAACAAACACUUUGUGCUAAAACUGCAGUUGUGUCUUUUGACAAGUGUAGGGGCAGGGAGCAAAGCGGGUGGAUUGGGAGUGCUGUUGUUGACUAGUUUAGAGCCCUGAAUGUCAUGGCAUGUCCGAAGGGGAGAUCAGUUGGGCUGGGUCAGAUCAUGAUGGGCCUCCAGGCUGUUGCUAGGUAAAUGAGAGAUGUGACCUUUUUAUGGAGUGAAGUUUCAGGAUUGCACCUAUGAUGAAUAUUUUGCCUGUAUUGUUAGUACUGACAUAUCCUUACCCCAAAUACUCUUGAGUUCAGCUCCAUCCUUCCUAGUACCAUCUUCCUGGGUUCCCUGUUCCCCAUGACAACAAUUGAACUGAACCUGGGGGCUCCCGGUUGGGGGCCAGGUGAGCUCUGUUUGGGAGCUCCAGCCUUAGAAAGUUGCCUCCAUUAGGAAAUGCCUUUCUGAUCCCAGGAGCUCUGUCCAUUGCUGUGAUUGUCCCCAUCUCAGGCUUUGUCUGAUCUUUCAUUCUGGGGAGAUAGCAGUGUUUCCCUCUGGGACUGACACACCUUUAUACCAUUCUGGGAAGCUCCCCAUGUGCCUGCCUGAAGGUGGCCCAGCAGUCUGCCCAUUUGGUCCCUUCCAGUCUCUUCCUCCACCCAAUCCCAAUUGCCAGUAGAAAUGCUAGCUAACAUCCAUGCCCAGUAGCCAGAGUAGCUCACUAAUGUCCCCUGUAGACAGGGGCUCCAUUGGCUCAGCUGCAGAGACUAAUAAAGAUGUGGUUGGCUCUAGAA